Messenger RNA from Pyricularia oryzae 70-15, 1442 nucleotides. RefSeq names its product ribosome biogenesis protein BRX1. Lineage: Eukaryota; Fungi; Ascomycota; Sordariomycetes; Magnaporthales; Pyriculariaceae. The record is from RefSeq and is a predicted model, not a curated record. Gene Ontology annotation, molecular function: rRNA binding. Gene Ontology annotation, biological process: rRNA processing; ribosomal large subunit assembly. The transcript is spliced from 3 exons. Gene Ontology annotation, cellular component: nucleolus. Bases 183 to 1124 code for a protein of 313 amino acids.
CAAGUACCUACCUACCUGUCUGCAAGUGAAGGCUACCGGAAUCGUUUGCGACGCCAACAGCUCACGGCGCGCAGAAGAAUCAGGUCAAGGAUUUGAAUUUGCACACCACAUCCGAUAGAGAAUUGGGUCCGAGAUCUUGCUCAACUUCGAGUACCCGACCGCAUCCAAAUUCAAGCAUCACAAUGGCCGCCGUCUUCAAGGCCCUCUCCAAGGGCGCAGGCGGCGACAAGUCGAGUGAGGCGGCCUCGGCCCCCCGUAAGAACAAGCAGCGCGUUCUGAUUCUGUCUUCGAGGGGUGUUACUUUCAGGCAUCGUCACCUCCUCAACGACCUGGCAGCAAUGCUGCCGCACGGCAAGAAAGACGUCAAGUUUGACUCAAAGUCCAAACUUUACCAGCUGAACGAGCUGGCGGAGCUGUACAACUGCAACAACGUGCUGUUCUUUGAGGCACGCAAGGGCCAGGAUCUCUACGUGUGGGCGUCAAAGGUGCCCAACGGACCGACAGUCAAAUUCCAUCUUCAGAACCUACACACAAUGGAUGAGCUCAACUUCACAGGAAACUGCCUCAAGGGCUCACGGCCGGUCCUAUCGUUCGACUCGGCCUUUGACAAGGACCCGCACUACAGGGUGAUCAAGGAGCUGUUCCUGCACAUAUUUGGCGUGCCCGAAGGCGCGCGCAAGUCGAAGCCGUUUGUGGACCACGUCAUGGGCUUCAGCAUAGCGGACGGCAAGAUCUGGGUGCGCAACUACCAGAUCAACGAGGUUGAAAAGACCAAGGGCGAGGACGGUGAGGAUGGCGAGGCCAAGAAGGAGAAGAAGUCGAGCAGGAAGCCGGACGCCAAGGACACGGACAUCAACCUGGUCGAGAUCGGGCCGCGUUUCGUCCUCACCCCCGUCGUGAUCCAGGAGGGUGCGUUCGGCGGUCCCAUAAUAUACGAGAACAAGCAGUUCGUGUCGCCCAACCAGGUGCGUGCCGACCUGAGAAGGAAGAAGGCCGGCAGGCACCAGAUGAGGUCAGGGCAGCAGGCGGAUCUGAUGGCCAAGAAGGACGGUUUGGGCCUGAGGACGGAGGGAAGCAAGAAACAGCGCGAGGACGAGUUAGAUACCCGAAAGAUCUUUGCUUAAAGUGGGAGGGGGAAGACUUGGGCGAGGUCGAGGCAGGUGGUGUCCUGGUUGCAAACCGACUUUGUUUGAAUACAGGAAUUAUAUGAAACCGUAAUGAGCUUUGGGACAUUUGGCUUGGUGAUGGUGAUGCGAUUUUUUUGAACUGAAACUAGGUCCGAUCGAAAAGGCUGUGAACAUAAAUGACUUAGCAGGUAUGGUAGAAAUGCAGUGUCGUGGUAUGAUUUUGAUAUCAGUGGCGUGGACUGCAAGUGGCCUGCAUAGGUACCUCGGUAGACAGAAUAGUCUGGAUAAUAUGUCCAGAACAAAACAUGUUCCGCA